Messenger RNA from Oncorhynchus nerka (sockeye salmon), 1483 nucleotides. RefSeq names its product retinal degeneration 3, GUCY2D regulator (gene rd3). The coding region runs from base 213 to 875 and encodes 220 amino acids. The record is from RefSeq and is a predicted model, not a curated record. The transcript is spliced from 3 exons. NCBI's taxonomy places the organism in Eukaryota, Metazoa, Chordata, Actinopteri, Salmoniformes, Salmonidae.
UGUGUGCUCAAAGACUUCACAAGCAAGACGACAACUAUCGGAGUCCGUGCGACCGACAGCAACACAUCUUCCAACAACAUCUCUCUCUUCAUCUAUCUUUUGGUCAUAAUAUACAUCAUAUAUUCACUCCCUUGUGAAUUCACUUCUGCUAUAGCUUCCAAGACUGACGAGAGUUCAGCACGGGGCACGAGGGGAACAAGGCGUCGGUGGCGAUGGCCUCGUGGUUCAGUUGGAGCAGCGAGCCGGACUACCGGAGUCCGCGACGGGACCCGUCUGACGUGGUCAUGGACACCCUGAUGCUGGAGCUCAACUGGCAGCUGAAGGAGGCCGAGAGGAUGCAGCGUGAGAGGGAUAGCGAGUACCGGCGCCUCCAGACUGGCGUGGACUACAGCUGGCUGGUCAACACGCCACGCAACACCUAUGACGUGUCACCUGGUGAGAAGCUGGGCCUGGAGGACCUGUGCUCCAAGGUGCAUCCAUCCUAUUGCGGAGCUGUCAUACUGAGGUUCCGCCAGUUGGUGACUGAGAACGAGCCGGAGGUGCAGGAGGUACCUGCCCUUUUCCGCACAGUCGUCCUCGAGGCCUUGGACCGCAUGAGGGAGGAGCAGGAGGCGCAGCGGCUCUCGCGCCAGUGGAACAACAAACGGGCCAUGAGCAUGUCUCUCAUGAACUUCAAGUCACGCGUCAAGAUCAACCCCUUUGGCAGCACCUUGGGCCUGACCUCGACUGGAGGGGGAGGGGAGGGUGUGUGCGAGCUGAAGACGGUGUCAGAAGACGUGGAGAAGGCGCUGGAGGAAAGGGCUGACAGGUCCCAGAGGGUGUGGAGCAUGCCCAACUUCAGACAUAAAGGGCUGUACACUACCAAGGCCGUCUGAGCUGGGAAUCCACAGGACAGUGUUGUGGUUCAGUGGAGGAUAGAGCAACGCUAGUGAGAGGUAGCCUAUAAUAAACCCCCGGAACCUGCCCAGUCUGCUUUGAACAAGAAUGGGGAGAAAUAGGAGACAUGUCUCUCCCAUCCUCUCCUUCGGCAGUGUGGGGUCAUCCACUAUUGAAAGCUUUUGACUUAUGAAUUUUAUAUGGGGAGCUAUGCUAAGGAUAUUUCACAAUGUUUUGAGAUUUUCAGACACAUUCUUUGCUGUACCUUUAUUGUAGAUUAGAUAGUUUCUAAGAAAAUUGUGUUGCAUGCACUUACUUUUACUGUGCUUUUUUCUUCUUUAUAACAACAUAAUACCCCGGAGCUACAUGUAUUUAAAUUGUAGUUAACCAAUGAGACUUACACAUGAAACAAUCAACAAGUUCUGUUUUUUUCUCAAGCAUUUUUUUGGCACUGUAAAGGGAAGUGCUGCUUAUCAUGGCUUUUUAGUGACCUUUUUAUAACUUGAAAAAUCAACAGUAAACUGACUGCUCUAUUGGAGUGGUUACCAUGACAUUGUAGAUUAUAUCAAUCUUCGUUGAUAGUUGGAAUACAGUGCAUCUUGAUCUC